This is a messenger RNA of Haliotis rubra (blacklip abalone), 7006 nucleotides long. RefSeq names its product histone-lysine N-methyltransferase SETD1A-like. The record is from RefSeq and is a predicted model, not a curated record. Gene Ontology annotation, molecular function: RNA binding; histone H3K4 methyltransferase activity; protein binding. Gene Ontology annotation, cellular component: Set1C/COMPASS complex. NCBI's taxonomy places the organism in Eukaryota, Metazoa, Mollusca, Gastropoda, Lepetellida, Haliotidae.
AAUUUUGAUACAACACAGAGGGAUGUGUUGUUGUUUAGUCAUUGAUAUAUUUUGGCUCCAAUCUGUCCAGACGAGUAGUUAGUAACAUAUAAUGAUCGACAAUUGUAUGCAAGUGUAUCUUCCACCGUACUUUUUAUUCCAAUCUUCUUAGAUUGGCGCUGGACACAAUGGAACAUGACAGAAGACAGCCAGAUCCAUACCUCAAUGGCUUGCAGAGAGGGCUUCCAGUUGAUCAAUUAGACAAGAAGAAAAGAAACUAUAAACUUGUUGUUGACCCCUUUCUCCAUCGAGGUCAGCAACAGAAAGCCUACAGAAUUGAUGGCGUGAUUCCUGGGGAAAAUCGCCAGAUUGAGCCCCGUGAUCCGCGAUCCCGUUUCCAGAGGAUUUGGAGUAGGAAGGAAGUGGCCGACUUGCCAGUUCCUAGGUUUAAGUAUGACUGCUACUAUGUUGGAACACCGCCUGCUAAGGAAAUCACUUUCAGAAAUCUUAAUGACAACAUCAACAAGGACUUUCUGGAAAACAUGUGCAAAACAUUUGGGAAGAUUGAAGAAUGCAAAAUCUACUACCAUCCCAAGACGAAGAAGCACAUGGGCAUUGGCAAGGUCAUGUUCACAUCUUCCAAAGCAGCUCGCAUGUGUGCCGAGAAGCUGAACCAGACAUCUCAGAUGGGCAACAUCAUCACUGUUGUCAUAGAUACCAUGGGUCGAGAGCGAUCACGGAUCAUUGAAGAGAUGCUGGCCGAACCCAAGCAACGUCUGGAUAAGCAGAUGAGUCAUGGUCAUAAGCCCAUCCGAAAUGACUUCCCAAAGAAGCAUGAAGCAUAUGACCCAGGUGAUAAUGAGUUCCCUCCAAGACACCCACCUCCACCAUCUUUUGACCAUCUGCUGUUCAGUGAAGGUGGACAUUCUUGUCCUAAGUCGGAUGUCAGUUUCUCCAGCCAUUCAGACCUUGGUUAUGGCUCCGGCACGUCUUCAGUCAACUAUGGUGAUGCUUAUAACCACACGCCUUUCCCAACUGGGAACAAGUAUGACAUGCAGCACUUCAAUGUUCCACAGACUGGGGACUUCAACUAUGGCAUUCAGCCUCCAUUUGGUAACCAUCAUCCUCCAGCUCAUCCACCAGCUCAUCCUCCAGCUCAUCCACCAGCUCAUCACCAGCUCAUCCACCAGCUCAUCCUCCAGCUCAUCCUCCAGGUCUUCCUCCAGGUCAUCCUCCAGUUCAGGAUGGAUUUGCAGGCAUCCCUCAUUUUGAUCCAACUCGACCUCCCCCUCCUUUGCAUACAGUCCAGCCACCGAUUCAGGAGGAACCAUUCCAUUCACACAGUUCAACAGAUUACCACGAUAAGAACAGCAGGGGCUGGGGAAAGCCAAGGGGGGAGGAUAAAAAGUGGGAGAGGGAAAAAGAUAGGGAUCGUGAUCGCGAUCGCGAUAAAAACAGAGACUGGAAACGAGACAGGGACCGUGAUCAUAGAGACCGCGAUCGGGAAUCGUGACCGAGACAGAGAUAGGGAUCAUCAUAGAGGGCGUGAUAGGGAUCGAGAUCGGCAUAGGGACUAUGAUAGGGAGUAUGAGAGAGACCAUGAUCGAGAUUAUGAGAGGGAGAGAGACCACGAUAGAAGGAGCAAGGGUAGGGACAGAGAGGAAAAGAAACCAAAGGAAAGAAUAGAAAAACCAGUAAGACCAAAGACACCCGAGGCUGAAGAGGAGCCGAGAACAAUGAGUCUGGACUCUCGCAUCCAGAAACUCCUUACAGGGUUUGUUGACGAGGAGCCUCCACCAGAACCAGCUAAGACUAAGAAAAGUGACCUAUCUCCAGUUAGUGACCGCAGCUGGGAUCCUUCCUCUGGUACUCCUGGUGCAUCAACACAAGACACAAACUCAUGGGCCACACCAAGCCAUCACACCCCAGGGGAUAACGCUUGGUCAACACCUCACUCGCAUCAGCAAACCCCUGUAGAAGGAUCAUGGCCGAAACCGGGCGCUCACCAAGAGACAUGGCCGUUGGGAAAUCACAACGUCAGGAAUAAUGACACCCAAGGAAAGUUCCCAGCUUCGCAAGAAGUCAAAACAGAACCUCCAAAACAAGCUUCUCCUGCGGGAGAGACAAGUGACAUGGAGGUUGAUGAUGAUGACGACAAAAUGUCUCUGUCCUCCAUCAGCAGUGGCGAACAGAAGCUUGAAAUCAACCCACAAACGAACUCUACUCAGGCCCAGCAAGGGUCGUCCUCAUCUUACAUGCAACCACCAUCCACAUUGUCAUCAUUCAACCCAACAGCAUCUAUGUAUGGUCAGGGGCUGACUAACAUCAAUCAGUGGCCUGGUUUUGCCUCCUACCCACCCCAUGCUAACAACAUGUUUAAUCCAACAUACAAUCAGAACUACUGUGGUUAUCAGAACGGUGUGAGUGGCACUUCAGACUUUAUGGAAAGUGCCGACAAGCUGCCGGUUGAUGAGACCAUGUUUGCCAAGGUGCUCAAUAGUUUUGUGAAGGAACUCAAAGAGGUGAUGCAAAAAGACUUGUGUAAAAAGAUGGUUGUCAGCUCAGCGUUUAAGUCCUUUGAAACGUGGUGGGACAAGGAAACAGAGAAAACAAAGCCGACAAAAUCUUUACCAAGCGUUGAAAAGACAGUUAAGCCAACACCAACUCCAGCACCUACAACAAAUCAGAAUGCUAUGAGUUCAACGAUCGCCUCACUGUUUGAGUCCAAACCGUCUUGGUCUCGAGACGGAGGUUUGGAUAGUGGUUUUGGUGGUUUCAAUCGCAGCCGUAGCGGAGGGCUUCUGGGUAUUCGAGGAGGAAUGCCCAAGAUGCCAUCAUUCAAGAAAAAGUUCCGUCCUCCAUCUCCUCCACCAGAAGAAGGCCAUACCUCAAAACAUGAAGAGGAAGAGGCGUGGUCAGAUGGAGAGGCAAGUCGGUCUCCAACUCGUUUGUCGAGGAAACCAGUGGUCAGUGAGAGUGAGGAAGAAUCAGAUGAGGAGGCAGACAAGACUCAAUCUGGAGAUGAAGACGAAGAUGAAGAAGAAAGUGGGGAGAGCAGUGAGGAGGACGACAGCGAUGAGGAGGAAGAUGAAGACAGUGAAGACGAUGAGGAAGAGGAGAGUGAAAGUGAUGAAGAGGAGGUUGAUAUUGAGACAGAGUCAGAUAUUGACCUCCUCAGGAAAGACAAGCCUUCUGUAAGCAGUUCUGAAGAGGCAGAGCUGAAACCAAAGGAAGACACUCGGCCUUUGUCCCCGAUCAGGGAAGAAAAGGAAGAUGAAGAGAAGGAAGAAGGAGAAGUUAGUGAUCAGGAGGACGAGGAAGAAACGAUGGAAGUCACAGAACCUCAAGAGAAACCAACUGCAACGGUUGCCAAGGAGGAAGAGAAAGUGUCAGAGGUCAGACCCUCUUCGCCUCCACAUCCUCCUUCUCCAAAGAAGGCACCACCUCCUCUGCCUGUAACAAAGCCAUCCAAGCCAUCAGCAGAGUCCCCUGAGCUAGCCAAGCUAAUUCAGAAGACAUUGAGUCCCGAUUCCAAGGUGCUAGAGGGGAAGAAUGAUGAGGCUGAAAAGGAGGAAGAUAUUCCUCCUCCAGUCGGCAAUGAGGAGACGCUCUCACUUCCUCGAUCCGAGGAUGAUGGGGAUCGCCGUCCUUAUAUCAAUCCUGCUAUUGCAGAACAUGACUAUUUUGCUGCUCCUCCAACUCAGGCAGAUGAAGCAGAUUCAGAUGCUACAGCCUCGGCUGAUGAGGAAUCUGCCGGUCUGUCCCGGGAGGUGUGGAUGGACCACAGUUACUGUCUCCCCCCAGCCAAGUUUGAAUUGCCUGAGACAGAUGUGUCAGACUAUAGAGAAAGUGAUGAAAGGACUAGUGCUGUGUCUAAAGUGUCAAAGGUUAAAGACAAAAGUGUGUUGGAUGUCAGUGAAUCCGACAUCUCGUCCGAUUCGCCGACAAAAAAGAAAGGAAAACAAAAAGAGCCCAAAAAGCGUCCAAAAAAGAAAGAUGCUUUGGCAGACAUUACAGCAACCCUCAACAGUCGAGGGAGUCGUGAAUUAUCCAGUAUUUUACCACCUCCUAAACCUAAAGUGUCAUUUAGCCCAAGGUCUUAUGAAGACGAAAGGCAAAAGUUUUUUGAAAUGUAUCAUAAUGGUAUGGAUGAAGAAGAUAUUCAGUAUUUAAAACGGACAUAUGAAGAUCUGAUGUCAUCCGAUGACCCCAUGUUUUACUGGAUUAAUGACAUUUUGUGGGUGGAUCAUCCUGUCACUAAUAUUCCGGAUCCAUCUCCAUCAAAGAAACGGCGGAAAAUGGAUGAAGCACAAUACAAGACAAAAAUAUCAGGCUGUGCAAGGACAGAUGGUUACUAUAAGCUGUCGAUGGAGGAGAAGGCUCAGUAUCUGUUGCAUGGUCCUAAUGCCAAGAUGCAGCAGAAGGUAGCAGAGAACAUCAACCAGACACUGGCUGAACAGGCUAAGAAGAACAUGGUGUCUUCCCGUGAAGCUCGGAGUGAAAACAGAAGGUUACAAACAGCUCUCUCUGAUUUCUCCGACCAGAUGGGAAUGUCUGACCUGUUUAAAUUUAACCAACUUAAGUUCGGAAAGAAGCACCUGAGGUUUGCAAAGAGCUCCAUUCACGACUGGGGACUGUUUGCUCUGGAGCCUAUCGCAGCAGAUGAAAUGGUCAUCGAAUAUGUGGGUCAGGUGGUUCGUCAGUCGAUGGCUGACCUACGUGAGAAACAGUAUGAGAACAUUGGUAUUGGCAGCAGCUACCUGUUCCGUGUUGAUGGUGAGACCAUCAUUGAUGCGACCAAGUGCGGCAACCUUGCUAGAUUCAUCAAUCACAGCUGCAAUCCCAACUGCUAUGCAAAGAUCAUCACAGUAGAUACUCAAAAGAAAAUUGUUAUCUAUUCCAAAAGAGACAUUGACGUCAAUGAGGAAAUCACAUAUGACUACAAAUUUCCCAUUGAGGAUGAGAAAAUUCCCUGUCUCUGUGGCGCUGUUGGCUGUAGGGGCACUCUCAACUGAUGGAACAGCCUGGUAUACUGGGAUGUGUUCAAAAGGUGGAACAACCUUAUAUCGAAAUGACUGAUCUGUGAUAUGGCAUAUGCCGGGGUUUGACCAAAACUGAAAACACGGCUUCUCAUGUUGGCCUGCCCCAUGUGCUAAAAGGGUCCUUGUGUCCCAUGUGCUUUGAUUGUCUCUCAGCUGUGCUUCAAGGGUCAACCUUCUGUGUGUGAUGACAGAGCAACAGGUAGUGCAAGGUCAAGGUCAAGGUCAGAUAUACAGAAGGCCUCCAGAGCUGGCCAAUGGACAAGAUACAAUACAGUCAGCUCUCUCGGAAUGGUGUAUGUGUGAAAGAAGAAGAUUGGAACUCAAGUUCUCAUGAAUCCUGUUAUAAAUGUUGUGCGGGAAGCAUCAAAACUUAUGGUCAAAGUUCAAGGUCAGGGUAGCAUUUCAAAUGGCAUCAACAUUACAUGAAGUCAAAAGCUGCUCCGGUCAGUCAAGAUUGUGCAUCAACAGGCAUGGUUACCAUGGUGAUGGGGCUCUACCAAUGACAAGACCUUGUGUUCAGUUGGUAACCAUGGUAACUACAACAAUUGUAGUGAUGGUGUCCUGCAACUUCGAAACGUCAAUGCAUUUUGAGACUUUUGACUUGAAAUUCAUAAAGCAUUUCAUUUACAAUUCCAUUACUUUAUAUCCAAAACAUCCACAUUGCAGAUACAGAGUUGAUUCACAGAAUGUAUAUCAUGACCAAUAUCUCUUGUUCAAAAGUAAGAUGGUUCCAAGGUUGAAACAUUAAACGUCAUGGCAACUAUGUUCAAAACUAAGGAAGUUUCAUUCUGUACGAUUUGAUUCUAUCGCCCACCCAGUUUGUUAAACAUUUUAGUGAUGACAAGGACUCCUUAAUUUCAAUUUUUAUUUUCUUGGCGAAAGUAAUUUGAAACGAACUUUUUAUUCAAACAUCAUGCGUGGAAUGUUGAAUUCUUCAUAGCUUGGUGAAAGAAAAACAUUCUAACCAUUCUCAUAUUUUAGCACUUAAACCUUGUAGUUUUGAUAUCAUCGUUGCAAUCCAAUACAGAUAUCAAGUACUGCCUAAGAUGCUAGGGUAAUUAUAUAAUCAUAUUCAUAGCAUAGUCUAGUCAACCUUCAACACAAUCAUCCAUGCCUUCAUUGUCAUGACAUUUCCUAUCUUCUCCUUAGUCUUUGUAACUCAUCCACUGAUAGGCAUUUGAUCUGUAAUUAAUGAGAUUGGAUUGUUAUGCUUUCGAGACUGUUUCAUGCAUGUCAUCAUAUCCCAAUUGCCUUGAUUGAUGAUCCUGAUGCCUGUCACUAAAUUGUCAGGUCCAGAUUUGAAUAUGUACUGACAGCUAUCACAGCUUGGAUAGUGCUGAGUAUGGCAUUAAACAACAAACAACAAAUGCACAAACAAAAUGAAUGGUAUGUAUAGUCUGUUUGCAGUGAAAACGUACCGAUGAAUUUCACUUUAAACAAAAAAGUCUUGUCUAGGGUUAACAGUAACAGGUUUGAACUAGCAGACCAAGAAAAUACUGGUUGAGGGAAUCUUUCAUAUUGUUAGAGUCUACCAUUAAAUCUAGUCCCCUUAAUCAGCUGCCUGGCAAAAGAAAGAUUACAAUUGAAAAAUGGAUUUGACCGAGCACUUAUCAAAAUCUUACUUAUCUGUUAAGGUCCAAAAGAUAACUGAUACUCAUAUCAAAUAUAAAUGGAAAAUAUCAAUUUCUACUACUAUAAUGUAGAAUACCAGUAUUUAUAAUGUACCUUCCCAGGCUUCAUAUCCUGCUCAGAGCGCACAAAUAUAAUCUGAUUAUUAUUAUCCUGGAUAACCCAAGUGGCCUGUGAGUUACAUGAUUUUCUCCCACCGGGUACCCAUUUUCUGCUGGGUGAACAGAAGCAAUUUUGAACAAACUCACAUGCCUUGCAUGAGAUCACGUGUAUCAGAUAUGCUUUGUUGUGGGGCAGGACUGAAGUCCUAGAAACUCUCAGGAGUCAAGGUCGGUGGGGUAGCUUAUAACUUAGUG